This is a messenger RNA of Camponotus floridanus (Florida carpenter ant), 607 nucleotides long. RefSeq lists its product as uncharacterized. Lineage: Eukaryota; Metazoa; Arthropoda; Insecta; Hymenoptera; Formicidae. The record is from RefSeq and is a predicted model, not a curated record. The coding region runs from base 182 to 586 and encodes 134 amino acids. The transcript is spliced from 2 exons.
CAAAUGAGUCUCUAAUGCAAUUCUCAUCAACUCGAAAACUUUCCGUCAAUCUACAAAGUACGCGAAGAUACUUUCAAGUGUAAUUUUAUGUGAAUCGACCAAGAUAUGUGAAAUCGAUUUUCAUCGAAUUUAAAAAAGUAAGAGCUUUUGCUGAAAAAAUUAACUGUGUCAGAUUUCAAGAAUGAAUAAGGAAGACUUGGAAGAUGAGAAAUUGGAGGAACUCGGAGGUCCUCGAGAUACGAAGGAAAGAAAAUUUACCGCCUAUCGCAAGUAUCUUAUGAAGCAUAUGAAGCUGUUUCCGGAAUUAUAUCGAAGCGACGUCUCGAUCCAUCCCAGCUACACCGAUUUAAAAGUCUUGCCUUAUCACGUGGUCUGCAGACAUCGUGUGCAAAGGAUCAGGCGGCAGAUUUCUCGGCAACUGAAUCGUGAGAUUGCGCACUUUGCCAUGAUCCAGAUGUUUGCUCUCGACGGUGUGAGAAUCGAUCGCGUCUUCAGCGUCGGUAUGUCGCCGAAGAUGUUGAUUGUACCGGAUCCGAUGACGGAAAAGGAGAGACGUCGAUUAAAUGAGCUUGUUCGAAAUAUCUAACAGACUCCUUUAUAUAUAAUU